Messenger RNA from Acanthisitta chloris (rifleman), 1049 nucleotides. RefSeq names its product D-amino-acid oxidase (gene DAO). The record is from RefSeq and is a predicted model, not a curated record. Lineage: Eukaryota; Metazoa; Chordata; Aves; Passeriformes; Acanthisittidae. The transcript has 10 exons. Gene Ontology annotation, molecular function: FAD binding; D-amino-acid oxidase activity. The coding region runs from base 3 to 1049 and encodes 348 amino acids.
CCAUGCGCGUGGCUGUCAUCGGGGCUGGUGUGAUCGGGCUCUCCUCUGCCCUCUGCAUCCACGAGCAGUUCCACAGCCUCCUGCCCCACCUGGAGCUGGAGGUCUAUGCUGACCACUUCACCCCACACACCACGAGUGAUGGAGCAGCUGGGCUGUGGCAGCCCUACCUCAGCGACCACGGCAACCUGCAGGAGACGCUCUGGAAUAAAGAGACAUUUGAUUACCUCCUUGGGCAUCUCAACUCAGCAGAAGCCAAGGAAAUGGGACUGUUCCUCAUUUCUGGCUACAACCUGUUCACGGAGCCAGUGCCAGACCCAUCCUGGAAGAACAUUGUCCUGGGAUUCAGGAACUUGACCCCAAAGGAGCUCGAACUCUUCCCUGGUUACAGCUAUGGCUGGUUCAACACUGCCCUGAUGCUGGAGGGCAGGAGGUACCUGCCCUGGCUCACCAACAGAUUAACACAGAGAGGAGUAAAGUUUUUCCACAAGAAGGUUGAAUCUUUCCAGGAGCUCUUUGCCCAGGGUGUGGAUGUGGUGGUGAACUGCUCUGGGAUCCGAGCGGGGCAACUGCAGCCUGACCCACAGCUCCAGCCUGGCCGGGGGCAGGUCAUAAAGGUCCUGGCCCCGUGGGUGAAGCAUUUCAUCAUCACUCAUGACCUGAAGUCUGGGAUCUACAACUCACCCUAUGUCAUCCCAGGGAGUGAGUUCACAGUCCUGGGAGGGAUCUACCAGCAUGGCAACUGGAGUGAGGAGAACAGUGCCCAGGACCACAAAUCCAUCUGGGAGAGCUGCUGCCGCCUGCUCCCACCUCUCCAGGGUGCGAAGAUCGUGGGCGAGUGGAGUGGGCUGAGACCAGCGCGGCCCUGGGUGCGCCUGGAGCGCGAGAACAUCCGCCAAGGGCAGCGCCAGGCACAGGUGAUACACAACUAUGGGCACGGUGGGUUUGGGAUCACCAUCCACUGGGGCUGUGCCCUGGCUGUAACCAGGCUCCUCGGGACCAUCCUGCAGGAGAAGCAGCAGGUGACCAGCCCAGCCCAGUCUCGGCUGUGA